This is a messenger RNA of Aaosphaeria arxii CBS 175.79, 1479 nucleotides long. RefSeq names its product major facilitator superfamily protein. Lineage: Eukaryota; Fungi; Ascomycota; Dothideomycetes; Pleosporales. The record is from RefSeq and is a predicted model, not a curated record. The transcript has 3 exons. Gene Ontology annotation, molecular function: transmembrane transporter activity. Gene Ontology annotation, biological process: transmembrane transport. Bases 1 to 1479 code for a protein of 492 amino acids.
AUGUUCCAUAAGAAGCAAUGCCAGUGUCCUGAUCAUCAGCUUCAUGGUCCUGGACUUCAGGCCAUCGAUAUACCAAGGACUGAUCCUAGACAUCCUUACAAUUUCUCCAAGGCUAAAAAGUGCUUCAUUGCAAUCAUAGCCGCUCUGGUCAUGCUUAACAGUACAGUGUCCGCCGGCCUUCCUGGAGGAGCAUCACCGUACUACUCGUCUUCGUUCGGGGUCACCAAUCCUUUCAUAAGACUUCUGCCUUCGACGACGUAUUUGACAGGAUACAUUGUCGGGCCCUUAUUCUUUAGUCCUUUGAGCGAACAUCUCGGCCGCCGCCCAGUGCUCAUUACGACCGCAACACUGUUUUUGGUCGCCACGAUUGGAUGUGCCUUCUCUCCAACGUACGCAUGCCUGGUUUGCAUGCGCUUUCUAGCGGGGGUGGGGGGAGCAGCACCAAUCUCAAUCAUUGGUGGUAUUUACGCCGACAUUUUCGAUGAUGUCCGGGUGAGAGGACAAGCUACCGCGGCAUAUACAGUGUUCACAACCAUUGGUACAGUGUUAAGUCCCACUAUCUUUGGUUACAUCGGGCUCUUUGGCUGGCGAUGGUGCUUCUAUGUUUCUACUAUGUGCGCCAGCGUGUUCGGACUAGGCCUAUUGUUUCUCCCAGAGACGCACCUGGACUCAAUCAAACGGCACGAAAGCAACCGCAAUCGCUGCCUGAGCUGUAACGGCAUUAUUCCGGCACAAAAGUCAGCAUUCUUAUGGAGGAACCUGCUCCGUCAACUAUGUGUGUCAACAGGAAGGCCAUUGCGACUUAUCUGUAGCGAGGCGAUCGUGCUUCUCUCUUCUCUAUAUUGCGCUUUGGUCUUCGCCAUCCUCUUUCUCUUAUUUGCUGGCUACCCUUACAUCUUCCAUGACAUCUAUGGAUUCUCAUAUGCAACCGCAGGACUCGCCUUUCUCCCCAUGGGCGUCGGUACCGCUCUGUCCCUCCCCUUCUAUCUAUUAUACGACCACUAUCACUGGACUGAAACGCAGAAAGGAAAGACAUGGACGCAAAUUGAAGAAUACAGGAGACUCCCCUUAGCCUGCAUCGGCGGCCCAAUCUUCGCAGCAUCUUUAUUCUGGCUAGCUUGGACCUCUUCCAAAUCGUUCCAUUGGAUCAUCCCGAUGAUGUCUGGGCUGCCGCUGGCUUUCUCACUCAACCUAAUCCUUAUUGCAUCAUUCAAUUACCUCACCGACGCCUAUGGAGCAUUCGCAGCAAGCGCUUUGGCAGCGGCGAGCUGCUCGAGAAGCAUCUGUGGAGUCUUGUUGCCGAUGGCGACGAGUGCUAUGUAUACGCACAUUGGGAUCGGUUGGUCUAUGAGCAUUCUUGGUGCGGUGUCUGUUUUGUCGGUUCCUAUACCUUUUGUGUUUAUCAAGUAUGGUCCAUUGAUUCGACGGCGGAGCCCUUUUUGUACUAAUCCUGUGGUGGAAUCGAUAAAACUGUAUUGA